Molecule: messenger RNA, 5598 nt
Organism: Stegostoma tigrinum
Lineage: Eukaryota; Metazoa; Chordata; Chondrichthyes; Orectolobiformes; Stegostomatidae
Gene: appl2
Product: adaptor protein, phosphotyrosine interaction, PH domain and leucine zipper containing 2
Exons: 21
Coding region: 105-2087 (660 amino acids)
Biological process (GO): signaling
Cellular component (GO): endosome membrane; cytoplasm
Molecular function (GO): protein binding
Source: RefSeq, a predicted model, not a curated record
GGGCCGCGCGCUGUUGCUGAGCUGACCGUCGUUGUGUUGGUCGGUCUGUCGGUUUGUGGCCUGUCUGAGCUGCGAGUUUCUGUUUGCCCUGGUCUCUGGUGAAGAUGCCGCCUGUGGAUAAACUACUGCUAGAGGAGGCGCUGCAGGACAGCCCACAGACACGAUCCCUGCUAAGUGUAUUUGAGGAAGAUGCAGGUACACUAACAGAAUAUACAAACCAGCUGUUGCAGGCCAUGCAGCGGGUGUAUGGUGCUCAGAAUGAAAUGAGCAUAGCAACACAGCAGCUGUCCAAACAGCUUCUUGCAUAUGAGAAACAGAAUUUCGCUUUGAGCAAAGGGGACGAUGAAGUUAUUUCUACUCUCCAACGUUUUGCCAGGGUUGUAAAUGAGCUAAAUUCUCUUCAUACAGAACUGGCUAAACAAGUUGCUGACACAAUGAUAUUCCCAAUGAUACAGUUCAGGGAAAGGGAUCUCACAGAAGUAAGCACUUUAAAAGAUUUGUUUCUUCUUGCUAGUAAUGAACAUGAUGCAGCAAUGGCAAAAUACAGCAAACUGCCCAAGAAAAGAGAAAAUGAGAAGUUGAAGGCGGAGGCAGUAGCAGAAGUAGCGACUGCAAGAAAAAGGCAGCAUCAGUCUUCCUUGCAAUACUUUUGUGCCUUAAACGCUCUACAAUAUAGGAAGCGCGUGGCAAUGUUGGAUCCAUUGCUUGGCUUCACACAGGGUCAGAUCAACUUUUUCAAGAUGGGAGUGGAAAUGUUUUCAAAGAAACUGGAAGAAUUUUUGUCUUCUGUUGCAACCAUGGUUCAAAGUAUCCAAGGGCAACUGGAUGCAGAGGCUGAAAGCAUGAGAUUGGCCCAACAGGAGCUACUGUUAGCCAAUGAGUCCAUCUAUAUUCCCGAUAACAACACUACCACAUCAAAACCAGCUAACAGGAACCUUCUUCAAAAGGCUGGCUACCUGAAUAUUCGAAAUAAAACAGGCCUGGUGUCUACUUCCUGGGAGAGGUUAUAUUUCUUUACGCAAGGAGGUAACCUGAUGUGUCAGCCACGAGGGGCAGUAGCUGGAGGACUGAUCAUGGAUUUGGACAAUUGCUCAGUUAUGGCAGUAGAUUGUGAGGACAGAAGAUACUGUUUCCAGAUCACUUCACCUUCAGGAAAAAUGGGUAUUGUCCUUCAAGCAGAAGGCAAGCAGGAGUAUGAAGAGUGGAUUUGCACCAUUAAUAACAUUUCCAGGCAGAUCUACCUGACUGACAACCCUGAGGCUAUUGCAAUCAGGCUGAACCAGACAGCAGUGGAAGCAGUAACACCUAUGUCCACAUUUCAGAAAAAACAUGAAAGUCUACGCCCCGAGAUAGCUGAACGUGGAUCUAAAGAAGCUGUGAGCAAUGAGCAGUGUUUGACAGAUGCCCCAGAAUCUGCAGAUCAACUAGUAGUCCCUGGAACCCCGAUUCAGUUUGACCUCUGUUCAACAAGUGAGGAUUUUGAUUACAACAAAUCUGUCAGCAGACGUGUAAACCCGUUUGGAGAAUCAGACCAUGACAAAGCUGCAGCUUCGGAGGAUUUGCUUCUCCACCAAGAGUUUACAGUGAGGUUUUUAGGCUCCAUAGAAGCAAGAACCGACCAGAAUGACGAGUUAAUCUAUGAGACAAUGAGACAGGUGUUGGCUGCUCGAGCAAUCCACAAUGUCUUCCGUAUGACAGAGUUUAAGAUGAUAGUCAGCUCCAGGGAGCUGAGAUUCGUUGAUCCACAAACACAGGUCACAAAAGCAAGUUUUCCUCUCAGCAAUGUGACACUGUACACGACUCAUCAAGAUAAUAAGAGGUUAAUUGGGUUUGUGGCACGAGCUUCUGAUUUGCAAGCAGAGCGCAAAACUUUGCUGAACUGCUGCAUCUUUGAGACAAAUGAUGAUGGAGUAAAGAUUUGUGCUUUUAUUGAUCUUGCAAGAAAGAUUAAUCAGGCAGAAAAGGACCCAGAAACUUUAGCCUUACUCAUGAAGUCAGUAAAACUCAGUGCUGAUGGGAAGUUCCUUUUACUUAGUCAGCAGACGGACGAAGAGGAAACUGAACAGGAUUUUGAAUCAGAAGCAUAACAGCUGCUCAGAAUAUUGAAGCAAUUACAACACAAAGAUUUGUAAUCUCCAACAAUUUAUUUGAUUUUCAGUGGUCUUUUCAUUACGUAAAUUUACAUCUUUGUUGAGUUUUUAGACCAGUAACGCAGUGGGUGAAUUUAGUACUGGAUGAAGGUUAUACUUACAUUGGGAAUGAAGGAUCAGUGUUCAUUAUUGUCCUAGUAAAUCAGGGCUGGUUUAUAGAAUCAAAUGUAUAAGCAUAAAACUAUCAAUUACUCCAACUGACUUAUUAAUAACUUCAUUUUAAACUGAUAUUUACUAAACAGAUUGAAGUGCCUGUAUUUUUUAAAAUCUUAUUCACAACAGAAUGCUUUGAGGAAUUCUGCUCUUUUUCUUUAUGAAGAGAAAUAAAGAUUAUGUAAGUGUUAUAAAGAUGAGGGUAGAGAUUACUACCUUUCAUGACUUCAGGAUGUCACAAAUUGCUUUAGGUUCAAUGUCUGAUCAGAAAUAGAUGUAAAGGCUAGAGGUGGACACAACGGUUCGAUGUUGUUCAUCUAAAGAUUAUAUUUGCUGAGUUAUGUUCACUAAGUAUUAUUGCACUACUAUCCAUUGUGCACUUCACUUGAUUAAAGCUGUAUUUGGACAGAUACUGACAUCAUUGAAGUAUUGGUAUUGUAAAGCUGGAAUACUGCCCUGUAGUAUUAACGUGUUCAGUCGACAUUCAAACAUGUUACAACAUUGCCACACGGAGUUAGAGAAUCAGAACACUUUACCUGUCUCAUUUGCUUCCCCAUCAUUUAGCUAAAACAAUUGGAAACCAUGUUCCAUCCACAACUGCUGGAGGGUUUUUGCCCAUAUUUAUCCCAUUGAUCAAUUGUCAUACUGAUUUUCCCGUACUAUAGUUUAUCAGGUGGACUGCAGAGGUUCAAAAAUGUCUCUCACUAUCCAUCAGCUUCUCAAGCUUCUCAUUUAUGAUGCUGGCCUUGCUAAGAAUUAUUUAAACAAUUAGAGUCAAAGAAUCAUACAGCAUGGAAAUAGACCCUUCAGUCCAACUAGUCCCACCUGCCUGCAUUUGACCCUGCAAACCUUUCCUAUUAAUGUACUUAUCCAAAUUUCUUUUAAACAUUGUAACUAUAUCUGAAGCCACCAUUUCCUCUUGCAGUUCAUUCCACACAUUAAAAAAAGUUGCUCCUCAUGCACUUCUUAAACCUUUCUCUUUUCACCUUAAAAUUUGGCCCUAGUUUUGAACUCCCCCACCUUAGGGAAAAGACCUUUGCUAUGCCCCUCAAGUUUGUAAACCUCUAUAAACCUUAAACUCCGAUGGUCUAGUGAAAAACAUCCCAGCUUACAUCCAUUCCUAGCAACAUUCUGGUAAAUCUUUUCUGAACCUUUUCCAGUUUAAUAAUAUCCUUCCUGUAACAGGGUGACCAGAACUGUGCAUACCGCUCCAGAAGAGGCCUCAACAAUGUUCUGUACAACUUUAACAUGACAUCUCAACUCCUGUAUUCAAAGGUCUGAACAAUAAAGGCAGGUGUGCUAAACACCUUCUUAACCAUCCUACCUGAGACACAGAAUUUUGUACUGCCGUUCCUCAGCUCAUUGACAAUUGAUAAAGAUCUCUUUGUAAUCUUAGAUAACUUUCUUCACUGGAGAAUUAAGGAAUUAGAGCUUCAGUGCAAUUGGAACUUUUAAAACUGGACAAUACCAGUCUAUAACUUUAAUUACCGUACUUCAUUCCGACACACAAUAACCGAUGUGUUCUUUGUAAAUAUCUGCUAUAAAUUGACUAUUGUGUCGAUCCCUGCUGGUAAGGAAGUUGAUUCAAACUCUGGGAAUUGCUACAUCAUACUUGAGUGCUGGUUCUAGUUCAUGUAGGCUGAAUCAAAUCCUAAAUAACAAGUUGUUUAAUCCUAAAUCUUGUUUCAGCACUAGAGGAGGAGAAUCCCAGCAGCAGGAAUUGUUACUAUGCUUAACCAGCUAGUUGUGCUCCUCUGCAGUAAGUGUUCCUUCAUAGAGAAACAAGGUGAGAAAGAACUGACCUCACUUAAACAGUUACACUUAAAAUGACAGUGAUACUCAAUCAUCAUAAGAUGGAAGGAAAUUUACUGUAAGAAACAAGGUUCAAGAAGCUCAGAAAUUACAGUACCUCUGCUGUUUCUCCAGAUUGAACUGUCUAGCCCUCUGUAAGAGCUAUCCAGUCCCUAGUAAAUGUUACAUUCACUGUCUGAGUAUGCGUUCAUGCUCAAUAUUCUAUCUUCAAAUAAGUCCCUACCAGUCUCACCAAUUUCACCAGGAGAUAUCUAUCUUUUGACUAAAAUGUAUUAUUCCUCAUUUUCUGUAGUAAGUUGCAACUUACUCUUUCACAAUAUAGUCAAGUCCAUUAAAGAAAAUGUUAUCUUUCUCCAUAUCUUAAUCACUUAAAGUAAUUAUAAGGUUUAAGUGAAAAUUCUUUGCACUGCCCACCACCCACCACCCAGUUUACUAAUAUUCUUGCAUUCUUUGGCUUCGCUCCUGUUCCACACGAGGCACAGUUUGCCUGUAAGCUUCAUUCUGUGUACAAUCCAAAGGUUGCCCACAAGUAAAGAUUGGUCAAUGUUGUUUUUAUAGUAUCCCUCCCAUUUUCCUUUGCAGUCUUUGGUGCAAUUCACAGUUCCCAUGGGAAUUUUUCAUUAGUGUUACUGCAUUCCCCUUAAUAGACCAUUAUUUGAAAAUGCAUCCCAUUUGGUUUAGGUACUGUUUGUCUUCAUACUAUUAUGUUUUAAUUAAAUGUAUAUUAAUCGCUACCUCUUUUUUUAACAUUCUCAACCUGAUUUUCAAAUUCUUCCAUGGCUUUGCCUGUCUUGAUCAAUGUACCUCCGAUCCAAAAGUCCUGAGAAAUCUGCACAUAAUUCAGGUAUGUCCAAUUUUAUUCAGCUGUCUGUUGGUGACUCUGCCUUUAGCUGCUAAAGCCGAUCAGGGUCCAUUCCCCAACACCCUCUUGAAAGGUAACCUUCAAUCCUGUCGCAGUGUCAAACACGUACUUUCUAAUAUCUUAGUGAUAAGCUGUAGUAUCUCCUCUCUCCUUCCUACUGCAGCAUUCCUGUAUUUCCUUGUACUUUGGAAAAAGGAAAUGAGACUGAUUUCUUUAAUUAGCUCUCCAUGUGGUUUAGACAGUUACAAGCUCUUGCCUGAAACUGUACAAGUUAUCUGUUGGUGCCACAUCCUGGAUUCAGAUUCUCAUCCAAUUUAAAACAUGUAAUCUAGAUUGAUACGUAGUAUUGAAGUGUGCUGCAUGCUCAAAGGUGCCAUGUUGUAGAUGAGGCCCUGUCACAGGUAGAUGCAACAGGCCUAACUGCUGUAAGUAAAACAUCUUGUUAUUUGUUUGACUGUUGUUGGGAUACAUACUGGCUACCAGUACAGCUACGAAAGUACUUUUGAAGUGUAGUAUUAAAGUGUUUAGGGCAUCCUGAUGUGAUGAAAGACACUAUAAAAUGUAAAAGUGGUUUUAAACAAUUUAUAUUAAAUGUACAAAUACUUACUGCUGUGAUGAAAA